GGCGGCGGCGCUGGUUGCGCACGAGUUUUUUUCCAAACACCGAAAAACCACGCCAAAGCGAAUACGAGGAUUUCAAAAAAUACAACGCAGAUACCUACAAACAAAAACCACUUAUUUACAAUACCUCUCCUGUCCACGGAAAAGACAAAAUUAUUGAAUAAGCAUAUUGUUUUUAUUUUUGCUGUUGUUAUUAUGAGUCAUCAUAAACACGGGUCCGUAUUGCACAGAGAUGCGGCGAGGUGUUUGCUGCGAUGGGCGGCAACAGUCCGAGCGCGGAGCUGGUCACGCUGCAAGCUGUGCGCGACGCCAUGGCGCCCUGCGGGAACACGCUGCAGGACUUGCUCAAUCAAGCUGUGGAGAAUCUGGCGCUUUUAGCGUGUGAGAACCUCGACCACGUGGACAGUGAGCCCAUGGCUAGCACCGACGGUGACAUACCAGACCUGCUCACGCCGAUCUCACAUUCAGGGGCUACGCCGCUGGGUUGCCGGCGGCGGGAGCGCGGCUGCCGACGCGUGCGGCCCAAGUCCGUGGCGGAGCAGCAGUGCAGCAGCAACGAGAUGCUGUCGCUGCCCCCGCUGCAUGCUGAGGCUACGGACGGGCUGGCCGACCUACCCGCACACACGCUCAGGCAUCUUGUUAAAGGUCGACCAAGACGAGCUAAGACACGGGCGCCGACUCGACCAAUAACAGAUCAGUCACAAGAUAUUGAUGAAGGUCUGGAGGAGUUCUGGCGCGCAUGCCGCACGCCGCCGGGCAGCGAGGAGGCGUCGCUGUCGGCGCGCACGCCGCUGACGUCGCGCUCGCUGCACUCGCUGUCGUCGCUGGCCUCGCCCUCGCCGCUGCGCCACUCGCCCACGCUGCAGCGCGACGACACCAUGUACAGCGUGACUUCUGGUGAAAGCACACCAGUUUUAUUAGAAUGUGAAGUAUCCCGUUGCAAGUCUUCCGACAAUGUAGGCAUCAAGACAUCGGCUUCCACGCCCCCACCCUCGCGAUCCUCUGAUAAUGUCAACACCAUGGGGAACGGGUGUGCGCGCUCGGCCGGCAAGGCGCGACCGUGGUCCGUGGCCGGCGUCAACCCCGACAAUAACGCCGCCGCUUGCACUACCGAAGGCGUGGAGGCGUGCGUGGGCGGCAGCAUCGUGGGCAUCACGCCGGGCGCCGCACUAACCAGUAACCAACUUUCAGACGCUAUUCUAUACUGAACGAUCAAUGUGCCGUCUCGCUGUAUAGGUUCAAUGUUACGAGAUCAUCCUUUAACUCCAGAAGGCACUGAGACCUAAGCCAAGCACGGGUGUCAGCGUGACGGAGACAGAACGUGAUAAGUUGAGCAGGGUUCAAUGUCCAGAUAUUACACAAACGGAUUUUAUUCUCGGAUGCUCACAAUUGUGCCAGUUAGAAUGUUAACGUUUUAGACAGUAAAGUAGUUACUGAUUAGUAUUCUAAUAUUGUAUUUGAAUAAACUGAUCGCCAAUUUAGUUACUGUGCGGAACGAUUAAUUUUUAACUUUUAACAUUAAGGACUUUAUGAAUUGAUGAUACACGGUCAUAAUAAUUCCAAGUAACUUAUAGUAGGAUUAAAAUUAAAUAUUAUACCUAAUAAUCAUUUUAUAUUUACUGUGAUUCAGUUAGUAUUAUGUUACUGAUUCGUAUAGUCAUUAAAAUAUUUUAAUCGCUUAUAAUUUAUACAUAUUCGUAAUCUUUCCCACUAACGGAUAUAUUAUUUUGAGUGGGAUAUAUAUUAUUUGAUGUAAUUAAUUAUUCUUUCCUCUUCUUUACACUAACGUUUGUAAAUUAUUGACAAGAAAUUGGUAUUUAUAUUCAUUCAAUCAGUUUUUUGCUUUGCCAAUAAGCUUGCCGUGUAUUUUGACGAAUAUUCACAUAGAGACUUAAAUUUGAAAAGUGCGACACUGCCAAAAAUUUACAAUCGAAAUUAAUAAAAACAUACGAGUUACUGACUAUUGCUGGCAGCGAGACUCUAGCUGCCAAACAUUUGAGAGGCUUUAAUUCAUUGUUUCCUACAACGCACAAAUUUUCACAUAAUUGUAAGUCAUACAAAUUCAGCGUACCUAUACUAGAGUCAAGUUACGCUAUUUCUUGUAAAGUAUUAUGAUUGCAUUUAUUGUAAUACGUCUACUAAACCGUGAUCAUAGUUGGUGAAUCGGUUUAAUGACAUUUUAUUACUUGCAGUAGAGAUAGAGUGCAAACUGCUAUCCAUGAGUUUUGCCUCUUAGAAAUAUUAUUCAGUGAUAUUGCUCGAAAGCGUUUGCCAUACGAGAUUAACUGUUUUUCCUUUAUAAACAUUUUUGUUGAAACUCGUAAAGUUUUUAAUAAAAUAAUAUAGAUAUAGCUUUAUGAAUUCUUUCGACAUCAAAUAGUUAGGGGCUUGGAAUGGAUACUAAUUGGUCUUAACUAGUCAUAUUAUAAAAGGCCUAUAUAAUUAAUUACGCACAAUUGAUUUACGUCCGACAUUAUUAUGAAUCGUGAGAAUAAUUCGUUUAAACACAACUUACCAUGACAGAAAUCUUCCAGUUUAUACAUUCCUUUUAAAAUUUUAAAGUAGUGAAAAUAUGAACAAGUGUGAUUUAAAAUGAAGUUCAAAACGUGGAGUUUUAGGUUAGUGCACUUGCUGAGAUUUACGUAAGGUUCAAUUUACGAUAAUUUGAUGAAAGUAGGUGACUCGCCCUUACAGUUAAGUGUUCAUUAGAGUAAAUACUUGUAAAACGGUUGCAUUCAUUUCUUUUGGAUUCAUAAAGGCUGUCUCGUAUUGGACUUUCCUGUAUGUAAAAGAAAUACUGAUUGAAGUAGAUGUAUAUUGCUAAAUUAUUUCAUAGUAUUUUUAUAUUCAUUCCAAUUUAGUUGGUUUAUCUAGCUCUUUGGUACCAGACUGAUUUUAAGGUACUUUUAUUUUAUGGUGCAAUUUAUGUCUAGAGCGUUGUGAUAAUCGUUUAAAAUUACAUACAAUAUACAAAU
Molecule: messenger RNA, 2972 nt
Organism: Trichoplusia ni (cabbage looper)
Lineage: Eukaryota; Metazoa; Arthropoda; Insecta; Lepidoptera; Noctuidae
Exons: 11
Coding region: 252-1205 (317 amino acids)
Source: RefSeq, a predicted model, not a curated record